This is a messenger RNA of Aplosporella prunicola CBS 121167, 1917 nucleotides long. RefSeq lists its product as uncharacterized. Lineage: Eukaryota; Fungi; Ascomycota; Dothideomycetes; Botryosphaeriales; Aplosporellaceae. Gene Ontology annotation, molecular function: phosphoacetylglucosamine mutase activity; magnesium ion binding. The record is from RefSeq and is a predicted model, not a curated record. The coding region runs from base 156 to 1802 and encodes 548 amino acids. Gene Ontology annotation, biological process: UDP-N-acetylglucosamine biosynthetic process; carbohydrate metabolic process. The transcript has 6 exons.
UGUACGCUGCGGGUGGAGCCCUGGGGGUGAACAAGAAUACCCCUCGUAUCCCCCAGGCCCCGCCGACUCUUUAUUACUCCCCUACUCCUCCAACUUUCCUCCUCUCCCCUCUCUCGCUUCCUUUUCCUCGCCACUCGUUGUACAUCUCUCUCAUCAUGGACCAACAGAUCUUGGAAGGCUCCCAGAAGCACCCUCAGCCGGGCAAGGUGUUCCAGUAUGGCACCGCUGGUUUCCGCAUGAAGGCGGACCUUCUGGACUCCGUCGUCUAUCGCGUCGGUCUGCUGGCUGCCCUCCGCUCGAGGAAGCUCAAUGGCCAGACCAUUGGUGUCAUGAUCACCGCGAGCCACAACCCUCCCGAGGACAACGGUGUCAAGCUCGUGGACCCUAUGGGUGAAAUGCUCGAGGCUUCUUGGGAAGCUCAUGCCACGACCCUUGCCAACGCCGAGACCGACGAGUCGCUCGUCGAGACCUACAACAAGCUCGCCGCAGACCUGAAGGUCAAGCAGGAUACUCCUGCGAGAGUCAUCUUCGCCCGCGACACUCGCGCUUCUGGUUCGAGGCUUGCAGGCUGCUUGGUGGAUGCCCUGAACGCGACCGGCACCGAAUUCACCGACUACAAGUUCCUCACGACCCCUCAGCUGCACUACCUUGUCCGCUGCGUCAACACCAAGGGCACGCAGUACGAGUAUGGCGAGGUCAGCGAGAAGGGUUACUACGAGAAGAUCGGUGCUUCGUUCAGGAAGGCGAUCAAGCACCGCCAGCCGUUGCUUGACGACAGUGGCAACACUGUCGAGGACAAGGGUGUCAUUGUUGACUGCGCUAACGGUGUUGGUGGACCCAAGCUGAGGGAGCUGGUCAAGUACCUGCCUGGCCCCAACGAGAAGGGCGUCAAGAUUCAGAUCGUCAACGACGAGGUCCACAAGCCCGAGACGCUGAACUCGCAGUGUGGUGCCGACUUUGUCAAGACGGGCCAGAGGGCUCCUCCCUCGUCGAAGGCCGACCCUCUUGUGAGGUGUGCGUCUCUCGACGGCGAUGCUGACCGUGUUGUCUACUACUUCAACGACAAGGACGGCAAGUUUAACCUCCUCGACGGCGACCGCAUUGCUACGCUCGCUGCCUCUUUCAUUGGCGACCUCGCCCGCCACGCCGGUCUUGCGGACCAGCUGAAGGUCGGUGUUGUCCAGACUGCCUACGCCAACGGCGCCAGCACGAAGUACAUCACCUCCGGCCUGAACCUGCCCGUUGUGUGCACUCCCACCGGCGUCAAGCACCUCCACCACGCCGCGCUGCGCUUCGACAUCGGUGUUUACUUCGAGGCCAACGGCCACGGCACUGUCGUCUUCUCCCCGUCCGCGCUCAAGACCAUUGAGAAGCACGAGCCGCAGUCUCCGGCUCAGCACGAGGCUCUCGAGACUCUGCAGGCUCUCACCGACCUCAUUAACCAGACGGUCGGUGAUGCCCUGUCGGAUUUGCUCCUUGUCGAGGUCAUCCUCGCUCACAAGAAGUGGGGUCCUCCCGAGUGGCUCCACACGUACAACGACCUGCCGAACCGCCUUGUCCGUGUUGAGGUCAAGGACAGGAACCUUUUCAAGGCCGUGGACGCGGAGAGGAAGCUGGAGAGCCCUGCCGGCAUCCAGGACGAGAUUGAGAAGCUUGUUGGCAAGUACAAGCAGGGCCGCUCGUUCGCGCGCGCUUCUGGUACGGAGGACGCGGUGCGCGUGUAUGCCGAGGCGGAGAGCAGGACUGAGGCCGACGACCUUGCGCAGAAGGUCGCGGCUCUGGUGAAGCAAUUUGGUGUUUAAACGGCCGUUCGCAAUGAUAAUGCGAUAGACGAUUGUAGACGUUCACUGGCCGACGGCACUGAGUCCGUACAUACAUAGCCAUUAGAUAGCUAUGAAUUCAGCAUAUCGUAAAAGU